ACCAUCAUCCCCAAACUCCAUACCAUACCCCUCUUCUCUUCUCUUUUACGUUCUAAGAAGAUUCUUCUGCCCAUUCUCUAACAUCUUCAAACAUGGUGUCUGCGGCCCAACAGAAUAACUCUCCAAAAUUAGUCAAAGCAAAUGAAGACGAUGAUCAUCAUAUGGCCUCCCCGUCUCCACAAGUUGCCGUUGCUAUCUGUUUGUUGAAAGAUAAAAGGAUUCUCAUGGGACGUCGACUUGUGUCCAUUGGAAACUCCAAAUAUUCUCUCCCAAGCGGCCAUCUCGAAUUUGGAGAGAAUUUUGAAGAAUGUGCCAUAAGAGAAAUCAAAGAAGAGACAGGUUUGGACAUCGAGAAGAUUGAGUUUUUAAAAGUGACGAAUAAUUUGUUCAUGGACCAACCAAAACCGGCUCAUUACGUGGUGGUGUUCGUAAGAGCAGUAUUGACAGAUCCCACACAAACACCGAUCAACCUUGAGCCUGAAAAAUGUGAUGGUUGGGAUUGGUAUGAAUGGGACAAACUUCCUCACCCUUUGUUUGGACCUAUCAAGAAAAUGGUCACGGAUGGCUUUAAUCCCUUUCCCACAAUAAGCUAACUAGCUGCCCCAUGGUUAGGUUGGAUCUGCAUGGGUUCGGGUCAGGUGUUGAAAUCAUAAAUAUAUAUCUUCAUAUAUACUAUAUAUCAGGGAUUAUAUCAGUGGGUAAUUAAGCUUGUUGUAUAUUAAAUUUUCUUGCUCUUGAAAUCACUAAUCUUGGAGUUGAAAUGGGUGGGAGAAGGAAAAGGUGUUUUGUUCCUACCUUUACUUUCAUUGUAAAAUUGGAAUUUAUGUAAUAAUAACAAAGUGUUGCAAGUUUGAAGAAA
Cucumis sativus (cucumber) is the source of this 859-nucleotide messenger RNA. Its product is annotated as geranyl diphosphate phosphohydrolase. Gene Ontology annotation, molecular function: 8-oxo-7,8-dihydrodeoxyguanosine triphosphate pyrophosphatase activity. Lineage: Eukaryota; Viridiplantae; Streptophyta; Magnoliopsida; Cucurbitales; Cucurbitaceae. The transcript is spliced from 2 exons. The record is from RefSeq and is a predicted model, not a curated record. Bases 93 to 593 code for a protein of 166 amino acids. Gene Ontology annotation, cellular component: cytosol. Gene Ontology annotation, biological process: dGTP catabolic process.